Amphimedon queenslandica is the source of this 713-nucleotide messenger RNA. RefSeq names its product short-chain collagen C4-like. The transcript has 3 exons. Lineage: Eukaryota; Metazoa; Porifera; Demospongiae; Haplosclerida; Niphatidae. The record is from RefSeq and is a predicted model, not a curated record. Bases 1 to 636 code for a protein of 211 amino acids.
AUGAACCUAAUGGAGUCUGUCCUUAUUUUGACUACUCUUUUUACUUUUAUAUUUGUAUCCACUAAAAGUACUGGAAGUGGAGGAGUAGUGUACACUCGUUGGGGAAGGAAGUCCUGUCCUACUGGAGCUGAACUACUGUAUGAGGGAAUAACUGGAGGUAGUCAUUAUACUCAUUCAGGAGGAGGAGCUAAUUAUGUCUGUUUACCAAAGGUCCCUCAAUAUAUGAGUACAACUUUACCUCCUAAAGGACCUAUGCUUCAGAUUAACCAGAUGCAUGGAUCUGAAUAUCAAGUUUUUAAUGAUAUAUUUCCAGGAAAGCAUGAUCACAAUGUUCCUUGUGCAGUAUGUUAUGCAACUAAUAGAAUUGCUAAACUGAUGAUUCCUGCAAGAAUUGAGUGUCCUGAUUCAACAUGGACUAUGGAGUAUAAAGGAUAUCUGAUGGCAGACAAAUAUGACCAUGCUAGGAAUGCUGCCUAUGAGUGUGUUGAUGAAAAUCCUGAAUCUAUUGAUGGUGGUGAAGGCAAUACUGAUGGUGCUCUGUUCUACUUCACAAGGUCCACCUGUAAUGGUCUACCUUGUCCACCUUAUGUUAACAAUAGAGCUAUUACUUGUGUUGUGUGUACCAAGAAACAAUAGUAAACUUUAUUAGGUUGUGGUUUUUGCUGAAUCUCUAAUAAAACAGAUUUUACAAAUUCUUUAAUAAUGUCGCUGUA